AGAAAAAGGUAAGAGGAAGAGAAGCAAUGAAUCAAUAAUGCUUUCAAAAUCUGAAUCCGGCCAUCCAAAAUCUGAAUUCUCAAAAACUAGAAGCGUUGAACCAAUGGGACUUGUUCGAAAUACCAACUUGUCAGCUCUUCUUGUCUUGCUAUCUUGCUUUUGUUUAAAGUUUGGCUCUGCCACAGACACCAUCACAGCCGCUAAGUUCAUCACCGACCCUGAAAGCGUAGUCUCUAAUGGCGGUGAUUUCAAAUUGGGAUUUUUCAGCCCUGCAAAUUCAACCGAUCGCUAUGUUGGGAUAUGGUAUGCUCAAAUUUCUGUGCCCACUGUCAUAUGGGUUGCUAACAGAAACAAGCCCCUCAAGAAUUCCUCUGGAAUUCUAACCAUAUCCGAAGAUGGCAAUCUGGUUGUAUUAGAUGGGCAAAAGAAGGUUCUUUGGUCAUCAUAUUUAUCAAGUUCUGUUGUCAAUUCGAGUGCCCAGCUUUUAGAUUCUGGAAACCUUAUCUUGCAAGUAAAUACUACAGGGACAAUCAUAUGGGAGAGUUUCCAACAUCCUUCUGAUACAUUCUUGGAAAAGAUGAAAAUUAGUACUGAUGUUAGAACGGGUAAGAAAGUGCAGCUGACAUCAUGGAAAAGUCCUUCUGAUCCGUCCAUUGGAAACUUCUCUGCCGGUAUUGAUGUUCGUAAUCUUCCCGAAUUUUUGGUUUGGAAUGACGGUAGCCCAUAUUGGCGGAGUGGUCCAUGGAACAGCCGGGUCUUUAUUGGAAUACCGACCAUGAAUUCUGUAUAUCUUGAUGGAUUUAGUCUUGUAGAUGAUAAAGAAGGAACAUUCUAUUUCACUUUUUCCAGUUCGAACAAAUCUUUCCGACUGGAUUAUGUCCUGAAUGCGCAAGGAAUUGUACAUGAAAAACAUUCCUACAAUGGGGAGGAUUGGGUGGUCACGUGGUCAAGUUUGGAGACUGAGUGCGAUGUUUAUGGCAGGUGUGGGGCAUUUGGAAGCUGUAAUUCAAAGAAUUCACCAAUUUGCAGCUGUUUAUGGGGGUUUGAGCCAAAGAAUACAGAAGAAUGGAACAGAGGAAAUUGGACUAGUGGAUGUGUGAGGAGGACACCCUUACAGUGUGAGAGGGUGAACAAUAAUGGCAGUGAAGGGGAAAAAAAAGAUGGAUUUUUGAAACUGACGAUGAUGAAAGUCCCAUACUUGGCAGAUUGGUCAUUAACUUCGGAAGAAAAAUGUAGAACCGAAUGCUUGGAGAAUUGUUCCUGUAUAGCUUACGCAUAUGAUACUGGCAUUGGUUGUAUGACAUGGACAAGAAGCUUAAUUGACGUACAGAAAUUCUCGAUUGAUGAAGCUGAUCUUUAUGUUCGUUUGGCCUAUUCAGAACUUGACAAAAUGGGAAAUGUGAAAGCAAUCGUCACAGUCACAGUGAUCAUAGGAGUAAUAUCCACUGGCAUCUGCACUUACUUAUUGUGGCGUUGGAGUUCAAAACAAAAGGCAACUAAAUAUCGUAGGGAGGACAAGCAUGGAGAAAACGUAAACCAAGUUUUACUCCAAGAACUACCAUUAUUCAGUCUUCAGGAGAUGGCAAGUGCAACAAACAACUUCCAUCUAUCAAAUAAGCUUGGGCAGGGUGGAUUUGGUUCCGUAUACAGGGGAAAAAUGUCAGAUGGAGAAGAAAUUGCAGUAAAAAGACUUUCAAGAGCCUCUGGACAAGGGCUAGAAGAAUUUAUGAAUGAGGUGGUGGUGAUCGCUAAACUCCAACACCGGAAUCUGGUAAGACUCCUUGGCUGCUGUGUUGAAGGAGAAGAAAAGAUGUUGGUCUAUGAAUACAUGCCAAACAAAAGUUUGGACGCAUUUCUCUUUGAUUCAGUCAAACCAAAACUAUUAGAUUGGAGAAGACGAUUCAACAUUAUCGAAGGAAUCGGUCGAGGUCUGUUGUACCUUCAUAGGGAUUCCAGGUUAAGGAUUAUUCAUAGAGAUUUAAAGGCAAGUAACAUCUUGUUGGAUGAAGAGCUAAAUCCAAAAAUAUCAGAUUUUGGCAUGGCUAGGAUUUUCGGGAGCAAUGAAGAUCAAGCCAAUACUAAAAGGGUUGUUGGAACAUAG
Molecule: messenger RNA, 2101 nt
Organism: Alnus glutinosa
Lineage: Eukaryota; Viridiplantae; Streptophyta; Magnoliopsida; Fagales; Betulaceae
Product: G-type lectin S-receptor-like serine/threonine-protein kinase At1g11330
Exons: 5
Coding region: 38-2101 (687 amino acids)
Biological process (GO): recognition of pollen; protein phosphorylation
Molecular function (GO): protein kinase activity; ATP binding
Source: RefSeq, a predicted model, not a curated record